Molecule: messenger RNA, 754 nt
Organism: Drosophila albomicans
Lineage: Eukaryota; Metazoa; Arthropoda; Insecta; Diptera; Drosophilidae
Exons: 2
Coding region: 86-712 (208 amino acids)
Source: RefSeq, a predicted model, not a curated record
CAUUUUCAAAUAAACUUGCGGUCACUCUGUUUAAUUCUUCAUGUUACAAAUAUUUACAUCGUAAAUUAUUAUUUUUUAAAUUACAAUGGAGACCAAUACAGAACGGAGUACAGAAGCGACUUCAACAGAAUUAAGAAGAGAGGCCCGCCGUAAAAAAAUAUUGGAAAGCGCAAAAAGUCGACUGGAGAAACUGAAUGGCAGAGUGCACCCACAUGACGCAAAUUCCCCUGAGGUUUUGGAAUACUCGGACCCUGAAGUGGAACCCAACAUUCAAGUCGGAAGUAAAAAUUAUCAAGAAGAUGCGUUUAAUUCCGUAUUUUUUACCUCAGCCAGCAGUAAUACAACUAAUCUAGAGACCCCCAGCUUUUUUGUAAAAAGCAGAGCCCUUAUUUUCGUUGCUGCUAUAGUGGGAUACAUUCUAUCUCAGUAUGCAAAUAACAUCCUCUUUGUUCCAGUUGGGUUAUGCAUACUGAUUGAAGUGUUUUAUUAUAAAGGGCAUCAAUAUCUGAACAACAAUAUUGUUAAUAUGAUUGUGCCAAUGGUACUUUUGUUUGCUGGCCCUUCGUUGGGAAACAAGAUAAAACAGAUUAAUAGUCUCGUCUCGAUUUCACAAUCUCUCCUUAUAAAUCUUGCUAUAACCAUAUUCUGCAUAUGCCUAAGUAGCUUUUUGUUUCAAUUGUUUAGCUUAAAUCAUAUUGUGGAAAUUAAAUAAAAUGUUAUUACUAUUUCGACCUUACAUUGUGUCGCAAGAAUA